AGUCGAAACUGUCAUCAGUGGCACUCUAGUUUGAACUAACAAUCUAUCGAAUCGAACGGAAAUCGAGAUGCGUCCAACACUCCAGGUCCUCAUCAGUGUCCUUUGUCUGGUCUAUGCCUACGCCUGGGAUCAUACCGACUGCAACGAUCACUUUAUCGAAUUCAUGGACUAUCCCGAUGAGAGAGCUAGCUCUUAUAGCGACGAAUCUUCAGAAUGGGAUUUCUUUGAAUUUUGGAGGCAAGUGUUGGGCCUGUAGCAGUUCUGACAUCGCUGACCACGCCCCUGGUCAUAGCAAUCACUUGGACCGAGACCUUCAGAUGUCAAGGCGUGAAUAAAGAACAUUAAAAUUUAACCCGUGUUCUCAUUUGCUAUGCCUGAAGAGGUGUCAAAAGGAGGUAUUAUUUAGGCGUGAUAUUAUACCCUUUAAUGGAGUAUCCCCACCAGGUGAAAACUUUUGACGUCGUAAAUGGAAAGAACUAAACAG
Molecule: messenger RNA, 484 nt
Organism: Drosophila mauritiana
Lineage: Eukaryota; Metazoa; Arthropoda; Insecta; Diptera; Drosophilidae
Exons: 1
Coding region: 68-256 (62 amino acids)
Source: RefSeq, a predicted model, not a curated record